This is a messenger RNA of Vombatus ursinus (common wombat), 3008 nucleotides long. RefSeq names its product filamin A interacting protein 1 like (gene FILIP1L). Bases 226 to 2907 code for a protein of 893 amino acids. The transcript is spliced from 2 exons. Lineage: Eukaryota; Metazoa; Chordata; Mammalia; Diprotodontia; Vombatidae. The record is from RefSeq and is a predicted model, not a curated record.
UCUCAUUGUUUAGUACAAGUCCUGGAAUGCUCGCAUCUCUGAUGUCUGAGAGGACUCAGUACAAGGAAGCAGGGGCUAAAUCAUGGGAUUCCACAGCAGAUACAUCUAAGAUUUAAAAAGCUAAUAGACCAAGAAACAGCCUACCACAAACAAAGAGAACAAGAGAACAAGAAGAAAGUCACCGCACUCAAGGAGGAGCUGACCAAACUGAAAUCAUUUGCCUUGAUGGUUGUGGAUGAACAACAGAGGCUCACUGAACAGCUCAACCUUCAGAGUCAGAAAAUCCAAGACUUGACCACAACUGCUGAGCAAGCACAGGAGAAACUGGCCAUUGCUGAAGCCAAAGCUCAGGAAGAAGAGCACAAGGCAAGCAGGCUAGAAAGGGAACUGCAAAGACAGACCGAGGAGCUCCACGACAGCCAGGAAGCAACAAUGGCCAAACUCACCAAUGAGGACAGCCAAAACCGACAGCUCCGGCUAAAACUAGCAGCACUCAGCCGCCAAAUUGAUGAGCUGGAGGAGACAAAUAGGUCUUUACGAAAAGCGGAAGAAGAAUUACAAGACCUAACAGAAAAGAUCAACAAGGGAGAAGGUGGUAAUUCCAGCAUCCUGGCAGAAGUGGAAGAACUCAGGAAAAGAGUACUAGAAAUGGAAGGCAAAGAUGAAGAGUUCGUAAAGAUGGAGGAGCAGUGCCGAGAUCUCCACCAGAGGCUGGAAAAGGAGACAUCCCAGAGUAAGGACUUUAAACUGGAGGUUGACAAACUCAACAAGAGGAUUAUGGAUUUGGAAAAACUGGAGGAUGCCUUUGGCAAAAGCAAGCAGGAGUGUCACGCUCUGAAAUGCAAUCUAGAAAAAGAAAAGAUGACGACAAAGCAAUUGUCUCAAGAACUGGAUGGUUUAAAAGUGAGACUCAAGGAGUUGGAAACAAUUGAGAGUAAGCUGGAGAAGACAGAAUUCACCCUAAAAGAGGAUUUAACUAAAUUGAAAACACUGACAGUGAUGCUGGUUGAUGAACGGAAAACGAUGAGUGAAAAAAUGAAGCAGACGGAAGACAAGCUACAGGCUGUUACAUCUCAGCUUCAAGUAGAACAAAGCAAAGUGACAUUGGUAACGGAAAAGUUAAUUGAGGAAAACAAAAGAGCACUAAAGUCCAAAACGGAUGUAGAGGAAAAGGUGUAUAACGUGACCAAAGAGAGGGAUGAACUGAAAAUCAAGCUUAAAGCAGAAGAAGAGAAAGGAAAUGAUCUCUUGUCAAAAGUUAACAUUCUGAAAAAGAGACUCCAAUCAUUAGAAGCUAUUGAGAAAGAUUUUCUCAAAAACAAAUCAAAACAGGAGACUGGUAAGUCAACAAUAGUUGUACACCAAGAAAAUAAUAAGAUUAAAGAGCUUUCCCAAGAGGUGGAGCGACUGAAGCAUAAAUUAAAAGACAUGAAAGCUAUUGAAGAUGAUCUCAUGAAAACUGAAGAUGAAUAUGAGUCUCUUGAGAGACGCUAUGCUAAUGAAAGAGACAAGGCUAAAUUUCUAUCGGAGGAACUUGAGGAUGUUAAAAUGGAACUUGCUAGGUACAAGUUAGCAGAAAAGACAGAGUCUAGUCAGGAACAGUGGCUUUUCAAAAGGCUUAAAGAGGAAGAAGCCAAGUCUGGUCACCUCUCAAGGGAGGUAGAUGCAUUAAAGGAGAAAAUUCAUGAAUAUAUGGCAACUGAAGACUUAAUAUGUCACUUACAAGGUGACCAUACAAUUCUACAAAAGAAACUCAAUCAACAAGAAAACAGAAAUAGAGACUUAGGAAGAGAGAUUGAAAACCUCACCAAAGAAUUAGAGAGGUAUCGGCAUUUCAGUAAGAGUCUCCGACCCAGUCUUAAUGGAAGAAGAAUUUCUGACCUUCAAGUAUUUUCUAAAGAAGUCCAAACUGAACCAGCAGACAAUGAACCUCCUGAUUACAAAAGUCUCAUCCCUUUGGAACGAGCUGCAAUUAAUGGGCAGUUAUAUGAGGAAAGUGAUAAUGAGGAUGAAGAACCCAAUGACAAUGAGACAACGGUGUCCUUCAAAUGUAACUCAUCUACUGCACAUCCGGUCAACAGGAAGUUAUGGAUCCCUUGGAUGAAAUCCAAGGAAGGUCAUCCUCAGAAUGGAAAAAUACCAGCCAAACAGAAUGGAAGUUAUGUGCAACCUGGGGAUCUGGUCCUAAGUCACACACCUGGUCAACCUCUUCACAUAAAGGUUACUCCAGACCAUGGGCAAAAUACAGCCACUCUUGAAAUUACAAGUCCUACGACAGAAAGUCCUCACUCUUACACAAGCACUGCAGUGAUACCCAACUGUGGUACCCCAAAGCAAAGAAUAACCAUUAUUCAAAAUGCCUCCAUAACACCAGUGAAGUCAAAAACCUCUACUGAUAGCCCCAUAAACUUAGAGCAAGGCACAGCCCCUAUUACCAUGGCUACCUUUGCCAGAGCACCAACCCCAGAAUCCUGUGGCUCUAUAACUCCCGAAAGGACAAUGUCUCCCAUUCAUGUUUUGGCUGUGACUGGCUCAGCAAGCUCCCCAGAACAGGGACGGUCCCCAGAGCCGGUGGAGAUAGGUGCCAAGCACGCCGUCUUCAGAGUUUCCCCAGAGAGACAGUCAGCGUGGCAGUUUCAAAGGUCAAACAGCAAUGGUUCAAGUGUGAUAACUACUGAGGAUAACAAAAUCCACAUUCACUUAGGAAGCCCUUACAUGCAAGCUGUGGCCAGUCCUGUGAGGCCUGCCAGUCCUUCAACUCCACCACAAGAUAACCGAACUCCAGCCCUAAUUAAUGGAACAUCAGGCAAAGCGACAAAUAAAGUCACCAGCAGUAUUACUAUCACACCAACGACCACGCCCCUCCCUCGACAAUCACAAAUUACAGUAAGUAAUAUAUAUAACUGACCCCUCAUCAUCAUCAUCCACACUGACAUUCUUACAAGGAACUUACUCCCCCUCCCCUUUCUUCUUACCUCUCUCCAAAUUUAAAAAAAAAAAAAAAAAAA